Messenger RNA from Rotaria sordida, 2268 nucleotides. The record is from the annotation of a GenBank genome assembly. Lineage: Eukaryota; Metazoa; Rotifera; Eurotatoria; Philodinida; Philodinidae.
AUGACUGCUUAUGGUCUAAUCGACGAACUCAAAUCUUUGUCCAGUUCACAAUCAGAAAGUGCCUAUUGUUAUUCAAUCGAACAUUUGACUACACAAUUAGAGCAUAUGAUCUCUGCUAAUGUGCUCGAAGGCGAUCAAUUGGCUUGGAUAUUGAUCGAUCAUCUUCAUCAAUUGAUUCCUCUGUUUGAAAUGAAAUUAUUUAAUGAUAUUAGUGUUCAACAAACAAAUUUUUUCUUAAAAAAACUAAAUCAAUUCUUUCAACAACGACAAUUUCUCUGCGGUGCUGUUAGAUCAAUGAAAGAUCAUUCUCAACAACAAAAAGUUUUUUACAAUUAUUUCUCUCUACUCAAAAUCUCUUAUUUUGAAAGUACUGGUAAAUAUGAUAAUAUCAUUACUUGUAUUAUACCUAUUAUUUCCGUCGCAAGUAUUUUCGUACGAAUGGUUGAAACAGAUAUUCCUUCGAAUUUUCUUCCUUCUUUGCUCGAUUUCAUUGAAUCUUAUUGGCAAAAUCCAGAUCGAGAAUUGGUCAUGCGUUAUACUAUUGGUUUGAUUAAAGUAUUUUCGAAAUCACCCUCACUUGUACUAAUGAUCAUUCAACACAAAUGGCCUAAUGCUUGUUUACGUUAUUUAUCUAAUAUUAAUGAAAUAAAUACAUCGAAAUCAACUUAUCAUGUUCAUUAUAUUCUUCUUGUCACUCUUCAAAAACUUGCUCGACAUACUAUUGGUGUUCAAAUAUUGAACGAAUUGAAUUGUCACAAAAUACUUUAUGAUAAUCAAACAAAAAUGCAGAACAUCUAUAAUGAACAUGAAUACUUUCAACUUCAAUUAAUUUCCUACAUGAUUGAUGCCCUUCUUAUGAGCUCCGAUGAAAUCAAACAACAGACAAUAUCAAAUAACGAAUUGAUGAGUCAAAUACUCGAUCAACUUGUCCGAAUGAUUAUUGAAGGAUCACAUUCUAUUGGAUUUUUAUACGAUUGUUUUCAUAUAUCAGAACCAUUGAUAGUACUCAGUAAAUUGUUUGUUAAUGAUGAUAUUUUGACUAUUUGUCUAGCACAAAAUGAUCGUCUAUUUCAAUGUUUUACUCAAUUAUUCUCUCAUUUUUCUGCUCAAAUUAAAACUCAACAACCGCUCGAUGCUGAACGUGACAGUGAAACUAUUCUUGCAGUGAGCAAUAUUCUAUGGAGUAUUUCAUUUCAAGAACGUUAUCAUGAAUAUUUCAAAAUGAAUACUAUGCUCAUGAAUACACUCUCAAAUUUAGCACAAUCAUCAUCAACAUAUGAUAUAUUACAAAGUAAAUUGAUUCCAUACGAUUUAUAUUCCGUAAAAAAAUCAGUUCAAGGAAUAUUGUGGAAUUUAAAAACAUUGUCUAUUCAUUCUCGAUCGUCAGGUAAUGUUUCAUCGACUGAACAACGCCCACCAUUGAUCAUGAUUAGUUAUUCACAUAGUGAUGCUAGUUUUUGUCGAGAACUAGUCGAAUGUCUAUCAGUUCAUGUACCAAUCUGGGUUGAUUACAAACAAGCAGACAAUACUGUUAAUCAUUCUGAUGAUCUUUGGGAAGAAAUUGCUUAUGCAAUGGAAAUGGCCACUGUUAUCAUUGUUAUUGUAUCAAAAGAAUAUUAUGAAUCAAAAUCCUGUCGACAAGAACUUUGUUAUGCCAGUGAUACACUCAAAAAACGAAUCAUUCCAGUUUAUGUUCCCAAUCAGCAAUAUCGAGCAAAUGGUUGGCUUGGUAUUCGAAUAGCCGGUCAAAGAUAUAUUCAUUUCGGACGUAAACUCUUUGUUGUUGCCACCGAAGAAUUGAUAUCAAUGAUAAUCGAUUAUCAAAAAUCAACACAGACAUCCGUUAUAAUUUCUCAACCACUUGUUACCAACGAAACUAUUCCAAAACCUAUCAAUGAUACGAAAAGUGACGUAUUAUCAUUGAAAGAUUGGACAUCGAAAGAAGUUCGUCAAUGGUUCGAGGAAAAUCAUAUUCAUCCUGAUUUAAUUUCACUUUUUAUUGAUCAAUUUCAUACAGGUACAGCUCUUCUGAUUUAUGCUCAACAUUUGAAAUAUUUCUAUCGACAUGAAUAUGUACGAAUAUUGACAAAGUAUCAUCAAGUACUAGACGGUAAACGUCUCGAUACACUCGAUUUUGUUACAUUCGUUGAUGCAUUCUUUCGCCUUCGAGAAAAAUACAAUCCAAAUAAUAGCAAAGAUGAUCUUGAAAGAUCGAGUGAAAUUCAACUUCCAUGGACCGAUGUUCAAGAUCGAAUCACUUGGCUGUAA